AUGGAAGAAGAUUCAUCUGACUAUUAUACAGAUGAUGGAGUUUGUUAUGUAAAGCUUGUUGAUUAUUGGGUUCUUUUGAUUUUAAAUAUCUCACCUGAAUUUAAUAGAUUGAAUGAAAAUGUUGCUUUGGUUAAUUGGUAUCAUUUUUUAUUUUAUAAAUAUGAUUGUCCACAUUUAAAACUUCUUACUGAAUAUAAUAUUAUCCCUUUAGAAUCUAUUAUUGAAGAAGUUCAAAUAAUCAAAAGAUUUGAUUAUGCUCACGUACGGUUAUUGAGGAAGCUCACUAGAGGAAGGAGUGGGGAAAUGAAGGACCUGGAAGAAGAUUUUAACAGAGUUCCAGUAUUUGGUGUCCAAGUUGCUGGAGGGACCAUGACAUGUUGGGUUAUGACUAUGCCAUUUGAAGCUUUCUACUUUGUUCAGCCUCUUGGAUCAGUACAAAUCCCUAUGAAUCGAGGCCAGCCUUCGCUUAUCGAAUUUGUAAAUGAAUUAUGGAAGUUGAGGGCAACCCUGCAGAAUCAUAUCAGCGCCCUUAAUAAGGCUUUUUGCUCUCCGCAAUCUCUGGAGGAUGCACCCCUUUAUGGAGGAGAGUUGGUCACACCACAGUCACCAUAA
Entrophospora candida is the source of this 612-nucleotide messenger RNA. The record is from the annotation of a GenBank genome assembly. Lineage: Eukaryota; Fungi; Glomeromycota; Glomeromycetes; Entrophosporales; Entrophosporaceae.